AUGGCUCAGGAGGUCAUCGACCGAAUCCCAUCUUUCAGGUGGACGGAGGACCAAGGCAGACAGACGGGACAGACUCAGUGCAUGGUUUGCCUGUGUCCUUUCGAUGACGACGAGGUGCGGCGACUGCCCUGUGGGCACGUCUUCCAUCGAAACUGCAUUGAUGAGUGGCUCCGCCGAUGCACGGAUUGCCCGAUCUGCAAAGCCAAUGUUGACCGGUCAGUCCGGCAGUAUUGA
Messenger RNA from Symbiodinium necroappetens, 234 nucleotides. The record is from the annotation of a GenBank genome assembly. Lineage: Eukaryota; Dinophyceae; Suessiales; Symbiodiniaceae.